Messenger RNA from Rhineura floridana, 3874 nucleotides. RefSeq lists its product as uncharacterized. The transcript is spliced from 2 exons. The coding region runs from base 55 to 2676 and encodes 873 amino acids. Lineage: Eukaryota; Metazoa; Chordata; Lepidosauria; Squamata; Rhineuridae. The record is from RefSeq and is a predicted model, not a curated record.
UCUGCCACAUCCGGUCUGCAGCUGUCUCCUGAUUUCCUCUUCCAACUUCAAGCCAUGCUGGCAUUUUUCACCCAAAUGCAGUCACUACCACAAGUUCCUGCCAUACCUCCACUUAACAUGGACCAACGUGCGUGCCAUGAAGCUCAUUCUUCCUGUUCACCAGAUCCCUUUGACGUAGCCAGAGGCAGAUGUACGGACGAAGCCUCGUAUGCGGAGGAGUCAACUUUCACUGACCAUGUUGAAGGAGACGACUGGAGCGACUAUUCAGAUCAUGAGGAGGAUACAUCGUAUCGCUUGUUUAAUACCUCAGACUAUCAGCCGCUAGCACGCAGGGUAGUUAAUACCCUUGGUCUCCAGACUGCGCCUUCAACUUCAUCUGCCCCAGCUAUCAAAGGGGCCAAGGUCCUCAAAUCCCCUGCACCUACUGAACACUACAUCUCGGUGCCGGACCCAAUUGCCAAAUUAGCCUCUGAAGAAUGGGCUCAUCCACUCCAAGCUCGACGCUUCAAGAACCUGGCUGACAGGCUUUACGCCCUAGCUCCAGACUUUGCCACCAAGUUAGACGUCCCUGGCAUAGAUGAACCAAUCGCUCGCCUCGUUUCACGAUCUCUUUUGCCCAGGGAAGGGGAAUCCCACCUAAAGGACACUAAUGAGCGACGAAUAGACUUCGCCCUCCGCAAGAACCACGAGGCCACUGCCCUAUCCAUGCGUGCCUCUGCUUCAGCCUCCAUUUUCUCCAGAGCAUCUAUGAUGUGGCUGGAUGACCUUCUAGAGGACGCUAACCCUGAUCCUGUCGCCCUCAGAAGAGCGCUAUUGAAAUUGCGUAAAACAGCAGCUUUUGUGGCCGAUGCCACUCUGGAUGCUACUCAAUUAGGGGCACGAGCCAUGACGGCUCAAAUAGUCGCUCAACGCACCCUCUGGCUUCGCCACUGGCAAGCUGAUUCAGCGGCCAGAUUGAACCUGUCCAGGGCUCCUUACACCGGAUCUCUACUCUUCGGCGAGGAAGCUCUAAAGGCAGUGCUGGUUGAUCCAAAAGACGCCCACAAACCGGUUCUGGCCACAGUCAAGAACAUCGACCACAGGCCUUUCAGGCGAUUUCCUUCCUUCCGUUCUAACCAGCCCUUUCGAGGAACGCGGCCAGGAGGACGAGGCCGCGACUUCAGAUCCUAUGACCCCAACGCAUUCAGGGGCAGAGGCCUACGGCUGGCUUGUCAACUUCGACAAAAGCCAUCUCCAACCAACCCAACACCUACUACAUCUAGGGGCAAUGUUGGACAUCCUGCAGGCAAUGGUCUUCUUGGCUCCAGAUCGCAUCACUGCCAUCACAAGCAUCGCAAGGUCCCUGAUGCAACAAACAUCCGCAGACGUCAUGCUUCUCGCCAGAGCGCUCGGGAUGUUUAUCUCUACAAUCCACAUUGUGCCAUGGGCUCGAGCCCACACUCGGCCCCUUCAAUGGAUUCUGUUGCCUUUUCAAAAGGACAUUGCCAGCUCCAACCAUCACAAAGUUCGUUUGAGCCCCGCACUGCACCUCUCCUUCCGCUGGUGGACCAAGGUUCAACACCUCUCCAAGGGCACGUCAUUCAGAGAACCCCGCAGAACCGUUGUAACCACAGAUGCCAGCCUCAUCGGUUGGGGAGCCCACUGCAACUCCCAGUACGUUCAGGGGGUUUGGUCCAACGCAGAGCAAUCUCAAAGCAUCAACUGGCUGGAACUAAAGGCUGUCCACUUAGCUCUAUGUCAUUUUCAGUCUCUGUUCCCUUUGCAUCAUGUGCUCAUUCGAACAGACAACACGUGUGUAAAAUCACAUUUGAACAGACAGGGGGGCACCAGGUCUCGUCCUCUGCAGGACUUAGCCUCCCUCAUCUUUGUCUGGGCAGAACAACAUCUACAAUCCCUGAAAGCAGAACAUCUCAGAGGGAUUUGGAAUGUGACAGCAGACUGGCUCAGCAGACAACAGGUCUUUCUGGGAGAAUGGAAACUUCAUCCAGCCAUUUUCCAUCGUCUCCAGUGUCGGUUCGGCGCCCUCUCAGUCGACCUGUUUGCUUCCAGUCGCAAUUGCCAGCUUCCCAGGUACUUUGCCCGAUACCUGGACUCAACAGCAGAAGCAGUGGAUGCUCUGACAACACCGUGGCCAGACGGUCUAUUGUACGCCUUUCCUCCCAUACCAUUGUUAGCCAAAACCUUGAGGAAGGCGCGAACCGAGAGGGCACAGCUGGUUCUGAUAGCACCAUUUUGGCCACGCCGACCGUGGUUCUCAGAUCUUCUGGCAAUGUCAAUGAUGGAUCCUUGGACACUUCCAGUAAGGCCAGACCUUCUAUCCCAGGGUCCAGUACUGCACCAAGACCCUACUUGGCUCAAUCUAACAGCGUGGCGUUUGAACGGGGACAUUUGAGGUCAGCUGGACUGUCUGACGCUGUGAUUGAUAUUAUGUUGGCCUUGAGAAGACCAUCUACCACUCGUAUUUAUCAACAUACCUGGGUGGCUUUCUCCAAGUGGUGUCAGUCCCACCACCAUGAUCCAUCCCAGGCCACUGUGCAUCAGGUGCUCCAAUUUCUCCAUAGUGGCUUUAUGAUGGGACUUCGACCCAACACUCUACGUCGACAUGCGUCCACUCUGUCGUCCAUUCUCUCAGUGUCCUCUCCUGGAGAUCAUAUUUCCUCACAUCCGUUCAUCUAACGUUUUUUGAGGGGAGUCGCCCUACGCUCUCCGGCUGUUGUCCAUCGGUUCCCCUCAUGGAGUUUGCCGAAAGUUCUGCAGGCUUUGCAACGCCCUCCGUUUGAACCCAUCAGGACUGUGCCCCUACGUAUACUGUCCUUCAAGGUCUUGUUUCUGAUCGCAAUCACAUCUGCCAGACGCGUUUCGGAGUUGGGCGCAUUGUCUUCUGCUCGAUACCUCUGUGUCUUCCAUAAGGACUCUGUUGUGCUGAAGACUGAUCCUUCCUUCCGUCCCAAGGUUGAUUCAGUUUUUCAUUGCAACCAGGACAUUGUUUUGCCUUCCUUUUGCCCGAAUCCUACCCAUCCUCUCGAAAAGGCUUGGCAUUCGUUAGAUGUCCGGAGGGCUCUCAAGACCUACCUGUCUAGGACCCAAGAGAACGGAGUCUCUGUUUGUAUCCUUUCAUCCAAGGUCUAUGGGGCAUAAAGUUUCCAAUCCUACUUUACCCCACUGGUUAAGGGCAUGUAUUACUUUAGCAUAUGAGUCUCUGAAGCUGUCAGUUCCAGCUAGUAUAACGGCUCAUUCUACCAGGUCAGCUGCCACUUCGGCUGCUUUUGCCUGUUGCCGAUAUUUGUAGGGCUGCUGUCUGGUCUACCCCACACUCGUUUAUAAGGCAUUAUAAAAUUGAUCGUUAUGCCUCUGCUGACGCAUCUUUUGGCAGACGAGUGUUGCAACAGGUUCUUAAUGAGGAUUAACACGUGGGUAGUCCCUCCCUGUAUGGGCUGCUGUGGUACAUCCCGCUGUGAUGGCCGGACUCAUAGGGAAAAUGGACCAUUGGUCUCACCUGAAGGGUGAUUUUCCUAUGAGUACGGACAUCACGACCCUCCCAGUUGGAGGAUGACUAUAUAUUUUCUAAUGUAUUAUAUGUUACUGUUACGCUAUUAUAUUUAAAUUUAAGAGUGAAGUCAAGAUUUCUAGUUCUGUUAUACCGCUAUGUUGGAGUCAUGUUAUUAUGCAUGGUACUAUUGUGUUAUUUUCCUGCUGCCAGGCCGGUUGGCCUUGUUCUUGUAUUUUUAGAUAUUUCUCCUUAGACUCGCUGCGAAUGAACUGGAGAGUGGGAGGGGCCUGACGCCCCUACUCUUGACUUCAAAGACAUUCUUGCCUUCGCACGAUAGGUGGAGCUAAAACCCGCUGUGAUGUCCGUACUCAUAGGAAAAUCACC